AUGAGCGCAAAUCCCCAGAACGUUAUCCGCAGGAAGUUGGUCAUUAUCGGUGAUGGUGCCUGCGGCAAGACUAGUCUGCUGAGCGUCUUUACGCUAGGAUACUUCCCUACACACUACAUCCCUACAGUCUUCGAGAACUAUGUGACGGAUUGCAGAGUGGACGGCAAGUCGGUCCAGCUCGCCCUAUGGGAUACCGCCGGCCAGGAAGAUUACGAGCGAUUACGGCCUCUUGCAUACUCAAAAGCCCAUGUCAUCCUGAUAGGGUUCUCCAUCGAUACUCCAGAUUCCCUCGACAACGUUAAACACAAGUGGAUCGAAGAGGCUACCCGCCUAUGCAGCGGUGUCCCUAUUAUCCUCGUCGGUUUGAAGAAGGACCUCCGAGAAGACCCGGUCGCGAUCGAGGAGAUGCGCAAGAAGUCGCUGCGAUUCGUUUCCGAGCACGACGGCGAGGCUAUCUGCCGCGAGAUUAACGCCAAGCGGUAUCUGGAAUGUUCUAGCUUGAGCGGCGAGGGCGUCGAUGAUGUCUUUGAGGCUGCCACUCGCGCCGCCCUCUUGACCUUUGAGAAGGGUGAGGGCGGUGGUUGCUGUGUCGUGCUGUAA
This is a messenger RNA of Fusarium keratoplasticum, 600 nucleotides long. Its product is annotated as GTP-binding protein rho2. Gene Ontology annotation, molecular function: GTP binding; GTPase activity. Gene Ontology annotation, biological process: small GTPase-mediated signal transduction. The transcript has 5 exons. The record is from RefSeq and is a predicted model, not a curated record. The coding region runs from base 1 to 600 and encodes 199 amino acids. NCBI's taxonomy places the organism in Eukaryota, Fungi, Ascomycota, Sordariomycetes, Hypocreales, Nectriaceae.